This is a messenger RNA of Anoplopoma fimbria (sablefish), 2737 nucleotides long. It is a transcript of the gene p2rx7, whose product is annotated as purinergic receptor P2X, ligand-gated ion channel, 7. Gene Ontology annotation, molecular function: ATP binding; extracellularly ATP-gated monoatomic cation channel activity; purinergic nucleotide receptor activity. The transcript is spliced from 13 exons. NCBI's taxonomy places the organism in Eukaryota, Metazoa, Chordata, Actinopteri, Perciformes, Anoplopomatidae. The record is from RefSeq and is a predicted model, not a curated record. Gene Ontology annotation, biological process: response to ATP; monoatomic cation transmembrane transport. The coding region runs from base 176 to 1918 and encodes 580 amino acids. Gene Ontology annotation, cellular component: nuclear inner membrane; plasma membrane.
GAGCUGGAAGCACUGCUCUCUUACUGGGUUCUGGACUCAGAACUCAGUCUGUGUGUUGUUGGCACUGGUUCUGCACAUGUGACCUUCCACACAGGAAGAAGAGUGAAGAAAUGAGUCAGAGAAUCCUCCUCCAGUGAAGAAACGCAGACCAGGACCACUAAACCACCGCAGGAGGAUGGCAGGCUGCAGGAUCCUCUGUCAGUAUGAAACCACCAAGCUGGUCCGGAUCCAGAGCGUCCGGCUCGGGUCUCUGAAGUGGACCCUGAACGCAACAAUCCUGCUGUUCACCAGCAUCAUGGUGUUGUGGAACAGGAAUUACCAGGAGUUUGACCUGGUGGUGAGCUCCGUCACCACCAAGGUGAAGGGUGUAGCUCAGGCCCACCUGCCCGGGGUCGGGGACGUGGUCUGGGAUGUGGUGGACUACAGCGGCCCCUCACAGGAGAAAAACUCCUUCUUUGUGGUGACCAACGUCAUCGUGACGAAGAACCAGAAGCAGGGGAAAUGUCCCGAGGUUCCUAAGAAGGGCGGGUUGUGUCUCCGCGAUGAGGACUGUGAGAGAGGAGGCUGGGACCAGCAGAGCCACGGAAUCAAGACGGGAUCGUGUCUGAGGUUUGGGGUGUUGAAGAAAACCUGCGAGGUUUCUGCGUGGUGUCCGGUGGAAGCCAGGACCAACCCUCCGAGACCUGCUAUGUUAGCAGCAGCUGAGAACUUCACGGUCCUCAUCAAAAACAACAUCCGCUUCCCAGCGUUCAACUUCACCCGGAGGAACAUCCUCCCGGAGAUGAACGAAGGCUACCUGAAGAGCUGCCAGAGAGACAAAGACCCUUUGUGUCCCAUCUUCAGACUGGGAGACGUCGUCAGAGACGCCGGAGAGAAGUUUUCUGAGAUGGCCGUGGAGGGGGGCGUCAUCGGCAUCCUGAUAAAGUGGGACUGUAACCUGGACCGGCUGAUGCAGCGUUGCCUCCCCAGGUAUUCCUUCAGACGUCUGGACGAGAAGGAGAGCAACAGGACGCUCUACCCGGGGCUCAACUUCAGAUUUGCAAAGUACAACACAGUGAACGGGGUGGAGGAGCGGACGCUGUACAAAGCAUUCGGGAUCCGGUUCGAUGUCAUGGUGUUCGGACAGGCGGGAAAGUUCAGCUUCAUUCAGCUCAUCAUCUACAUCGGAUCCACGCUGUCGUACUACGCUCUGACGACGGUGAUGAUCGAUUGGCUGAUUGGAACCAGCUGCUACUCCACGGAUGUCGGACAGAACUACUCUGAGAAGAAGGUGGAGUCGGUGGCGGACCAACAGAAGUGCAUCCUCUGUGUGUCGUACGUGGAUGAGAGCCACAUUCGACUGGUGAAGAAAUCUCAGAAGAAAAGUUUACAGAACGUCAAACCGAUGUCUGUUCAGCCGCAGAAGGAGGACAGUGGACAUCUGAGGGCCGUUGUCUGUUUGCUCCAGCCGGGUAUCGGGGUGGAUCCCGACGUUCCCGACCAUAAACCCGCCCCUGACCCCACCCCCGCCCCCAAACGCCGCCGCCCAGCCUGGUGCCGGUGCGACGGCUGCGCUCCCUCCUCCCUCCCCCAGGAGGAGCUGUGCUGCCGGCGGAGCGACGGCGCCUGCAUCACCUCCUCGCCGUUGUUCGAGCGCCUGGUGUUGCGCCGCUCCCUGCUGGAGGCCGUCCUCCUCUACCGGGACCCUCUGACUCCGCCCCCCGCCGGCCGAGGCCUCACCGCCGCCCUGCGUCACUGCGCCUACAGUCAGUACGUCAGCUGGAGGUUCGGGGUGGCGCCCGGCGACGCCCACCCGGCCAUCCCCAGCUGCUGCGUGUGGAGGGUGAGGGAGGAGUACCCGAGUCCGGACGGACAGUACGCCGGAUUCAGGCCCGCCGGGGUGGCGUCCAUGAAGGCCUGUGCCAACGGGGAGCUGUGAGAUCAGGACCGACUGACCCACUAACACUGCUUUUGUGCUAAAUCUACUUAAAAAGAAUGCAAUCACUAAUAAUCGUCGGCAUGCGUUCCGAUAGGAGGAGUCAAUAAAUCCCUUUCUAACGUUAUCUGUCAUUUGGCUGCACUUUUUCUCAGAUUCACUCCUGUUUUUUAGGGCAGAAGUUUCAUUUUAACAUCACUAACAUGCUCAGACAAAAGAUUUCUCCUGCCAGGAAUGUGUUCACAUCCGUCAUAUCGUAUGGAAAGAUGAAGAGUUUAACUUUUUAACAUCUAAUAGAGCUCCUAACAAAACCUUGACCAUCCCUGUUUGCAGGAAUGUGCCUCAUCUCGUUUCUCUAAUCCGAACACAAACAGAAAUGUAAGAACAACAGUUUGUGGCUUCAUGGAGAGUCACGUGCUGAACGUAUUUCUUGUUGUUUAAAAAGUGUUUUUGACGGAUUAUGAGACAAUAAUGGGCCCCUGGGCACAAAGAAGGAAAGGGCCCCAUCACCUCUACUACACAGGACCAAGACUCACAGACUUUAUCGUACUUAAACCUCUUUUGUAGUUCUUUUUGUGUCUCUUCGUGGUGGUUUUCAUGCCAUUUUGUGUCUCAUUGUAGUUGUUCUGUUCUCUUUGUAGGCUUUUUUGUGUCUCUUUUUGGUCAUUUUAUGUUUCGUUGUAUUCAUUCUGAGUCUCUACCCCCUCUGCUUCCAGUCUCUUAUGCUAAGCUAACCAGCUGCUGGCUGUAGCUUCAUAUUUACUGUACGGACAAGAGAACGGUAUUGAUCCUCUGAGUUCACUCUCAGUAAGAAAGACAAUA